Perognathus longimembris pacificus (Pacific pocket mouse) is the source of this 3715-nucleotide messenger RNA. It is a transcript of the gene Icmt, whose product is annotated as isoprenylcysteine carboxyl methyltransferase. Gene Ontology annotation, molecular function: protein C-terminal S-isoprenylcysteine carboxyl O-methyltransferase activity. Bases 103 to 957 code for a protein of 284 amino acids. Gene Ontology annotation, biological process: C-terminal protein methylation. NCBI's taxonomy places the organism in Eukaryota, Metazoa, Chordata, Mammalia, Rodentia, Heteromyidae. Gene Ontology annotation, cellular component: endoplasmic reticulum; membrane. The record is from RefSeq and is a predicted model, not a curated record. The transcript is spliced from 5 exons.
CGGCGGCGCAGUGCGCAGGCGCGGCCGGCGAGUUUCCCGGACUACGGUCGGCGCGGCCGCGCCGCUCGUGGGCUGUCGCCGGCUGGGCAGCCGCCCGGCGUCAUGGCAGGCUGCGCGGCGCGGGCUCCGCCGGGCUCCGAGGCGCGCCUCAGCCUCGCCACCUUCCUCCUGGGCGCCUCGGUGCUCGCGCUGCCGCUGCUCACACGUGCCGGCCUGCAGGGCCGCACCGGGCUGGCGCUCUACGUGGCGGGGCUCAACGCGCUGCUGCUGCUGCUCUACCGGCCUCCGCGCUACCAGAUAGCCAUCCGAGCCUGCUUCCUUGGCUUUGUGUUUGGCUGUGGAGUACUGCUAAGUUUUAGCCAGUCUUCUUGGAAUCACUUUGGCUGGUAUGUGUGCUCGCUGUCAUUAUUCCACUAUUCUGAAUACUUAGUGACAGCUGUCAAUAAUCCCAAAAGCCUGUCUUUGGACUCAUUUCUCCUGAAUCACAGCCUGGAAUACACAGUGGCUGCGCUUUCUUCUUGGAUAGAGUUCACACUUGAAAAUAUCUUUUGGCCAGAACUGAAGCAGAUCACCUGGCUCAGUGCCACGGGGCUGCUGAUGGUUGUCUUUGGAGAGUGCCUGCGGAAGGCGGCCAUGUUCACCGCAGGCUCCAACUUCAACCACGUGGUGCAGAAUGAAAAGUCAGACACCCACACUCUGGUGACCAGCGGGGUGUACGCUUGGUUCCGGCACCCUUCCUAUGUCGGGUGGUUUUACUGGAGUAUCGGAACUCAGGUGAUGCUGUGUAACCCCGUGUGUGGUGUGGUCUACGCCCUCACCGUGUGGCGCUUCUUCCGAGACCGGACCGAGGAAGAGGAGAUCUCGCUCAUUCACUUCUUUGGGGAGGAGUACCUGGAGUACAAGAAGAAGGUGCCCACGGGCCUGCCCUUCAUAAAGGGCGUCAAGGUGGAGCUAUGAUGGGCGGGGCCUGGCUGGACCGGCGGCCUCGGGCCCCACACGGGCCUAGGGGAAACAGCUUCCGGUUGGCCACUGCAGAAUGAAUUUUCUUAAUCACUUUGUAUGUCAAUAAUUACUCUUCUGGAAUGUCACCCAAGACCAAAUGGUCAGAAGGCCUUAGGACCAACCAAAAGACCCAUCGAUUGGAGCAAUUAAUUCUUGUGCUGAACCAAGGUAGGACACAGAUUAACAAUGAACCAGGCACAAAUCACAGCAAUAUUCAUCCAUGCCCCUUUCACAGCGGCCUGGUGAGAGCCCAGGUCGCUCCCAGAGCCCCGGAGGCCGGAACGCGAGCCUUGUGACCGCAGCCGGAGAGAGAGGUGCUGGCCACUGCCGAGCCCGGAGCCCUGCCCGGGAAAGGGCCACCUGGCGGCGAUCAGCACUAACCAUGCACCCCAACCGCAGCAGCCCAGCUCUGCCCUCGGCCGCGUCCUUGCGUGCAUGAACAUCUUCCUUCUGAGACGCCUGUAAUCCUAGUUACACAUCGACUUCCCAUAAGCAGCCUAGGCUCAAAGGGUCUCACUUGCUAUUUUCCACUCCGGGUUUUUUUUAGGUAAGCACAGACCCCUCUGUCCGGUUGGCCCUGAGGUUUUUGUGUGACUUUGGCACCCCAGACCUGGAGUGGGGGGGACCAAGGGCCUCGGGGCUCUCCUGGGGUCUGGGCUCCUCCACUCCUGCAAUACAAGAAGUGCUUGCUGAAGGCUUUCCCACGCAGGGAAGGCCUUGCUAUGUACUGAGAAAUGCUGCUCCAUUUAUUUGGGAUUUUCAGUUUCCUCUUCCCAUAGGUCACAACUAUGGGCUUUAGUGUAAAUCUACCAUGCACUGUUUUCUGUUCUUGGGUCUCACCCUCCAGAUCCUGUUGUAAACCGGUUCUCCACCUUACCACACACAGCUGUGAAUUCAGGCAGGUUAGGGGAGUAGAGUAGGCUACCUUAACCAGGGUUCUGGCACCGUUGUUCUGCAAGUUUGCGGGGAGAAUUUGGCCUUUUAGGUCAAACCUAGAAGCUUUCGCUGUUGACACCGGUGCAGUCCUGGGCUGGACAGGGACUUGGUCUCCUGAGAUCCUUCCACGCAUUCACACUCGGUGAGCGCGAUGGUGGCCCUGGCCCUGGCACCGGCACCUGCUGAGCACCAGCACCUCUGGGCCCGGCCAUGCCCCUGCUCCGACCUCUCCACCCGCACAAGGGGCCAGUACAACCUACCUCUCGGGUGCUGUGAGGACUCGAGACAGGCCAGACGUCCUCCAGGCGCAGGCGAGGGGGCUGGCGGGAGUCUCUGUAGUUUAAGGACUACACAGAAAUGGGCUUACAUUUGUUUAACUGAAGUGUGUGUGUAUGUAUAUAUAUGUGUGUGUGUAUAUAUAUAUACAUAUGCACAUGUAUAUAUAUAUUCAAAAGAGCAUUUUAUCAGCUCAGAAAAAGUACUUACUUGUAGGUUUCAUGGCUUGAUGUUUCAUUGUUACAUAUACCAAAGAGGCUGUGGGUUUGCCCGUGUGUGCGGCUGGCUAGUUAGGGAGCGGUGUGCCCGCAGCACCUCCCGGGGCCUCGCCUCCGCGGGGACGGCAGCAGCAGCGCAGCCCCUCGAGAGGGAGCUGUGGGCUCGUGGACAGCGGGGGCCCUCGGCGUCUCCAGAGCCUCCCCGGAGAGCGGGCUCCGCUUGCCAGGGCUGCGGGCGGAGCAGGGGGUGCAUGGGUUCUGGCAGCUGCCCCAGCUCUUGGAGGCAAAGCUCUCUCACCACAUCUGAGCCGAGCGGGGCCCGGCCUCCGUUGCCCUUGGGGGCAACGAGGUUGGCUUUUUGAGGGAUGGAGAGCAGGUAGUGACGCUGGUUGGCACGAGAUGCCGCCUCCCAUCCGCCGGAGAGGAGCAAGCCGAGCAGCACGCCAGGCCCUUGGGCAGAGGAAGCAGGCCUGGCCGUGGCUCCUGCGGCCUCCCAGCCGCCCCGGGGCCCGACAGGAUCCGCUGUGCUCUAGGAAAUCAAGGCGUGGGUGCUAAGACUUAGAUCGUGCUCUCCUCCCCCAGGGAGAGAGGAGGAAUGGAGGGUGGCCAACAGGCUUGUGAGGGAAAGGCUUUUCCAGUCUCAGUAAAGACGGUGUUCUCCUUUAAGAAACCCAGCUUUGCAGUGGAGCUUCUCAGAUGGAGAGGGGUCCCGCCCAGACACAGAGCAGCCCGGAAGCAGAAGGGGCAGUGCCCAAGCCACCUAGCAGGGCUGGGAGCAGACAAUGGCCGCGUCCCUGGCCCCUCCUCCUCAGUGAGAAGGGCCUCUUGAGCCACGGGUACCCUCUGUGAGUCCUUCCCGCCUAUUCAGGGGCUGAUGUGUCAGGGAAAAGUGCUUUAACCACUGAUCUGUGUUAGCAGUCAGACUCGGGGGGUCCCAGCCACAGCUCCUGGGGUCACGUGUCCCCGCUCCUUCUCUGCACUUUCUCACUGCCUUAGGCGGUGCGACCCUCGCCGUGAUUUGCUUUCACAGUGGCCUCUUGAGUGGGACAUGCUCAGUGUGGCUCUGAAAAGCUUGACCUUUGACCUGUGCUUAGGGUUAGGGUCCCCCCCCCCCACAACCCAUCCUGAGUGGAGGCAACCUGGCCUGCCAUAAGGAGAGGGAGUUACAGAGUAAUUAUUCUACUCUUCUUUUUACAUGCAGAAAUGUUUAUUUAAGUAUAUUAAAUGGGAUUUUCUUUCACAGAUACUGAUUAUUUCCAAUUAAAUAAAGCUACUUGAUUUCA